This is a messenger RNA of Alosa alosa (allis shad), 2213 nucleotides long. Its product is annotated as class I histocompatibility antigen, Gogo-OKO alpha chain-like. Gene Ontology annotation, cellular component: external side of plasma membrane. NCBI's taxonomy places the organism in Eukaryota, Metazoa, Chordata, Actinopteri, Clupeiformes, Clupeidae. The record is from RefSeq and is a predicted model, not a curated record. Gene Ontology annotation, biological process: immune response.
AAGUAAGGGAGUGAAAAAAUACAGCCUGUAACCCUUUAUUAGUUAGAUGGUCUACACCUAAAGAAGAAAAAUGAAGGUCGUUGUGCUUCUACUUGGCCUGUGUUGCUUCCACCAAACAUCUGGAGUGACCCACUCCCUACAGUACUUCUACACUGCCUCCUAAGUACCCAACUUCCCGGAGUUUAUUGUGGUUGGAAUGGUGGAUGGGAACCAGUUUUGUCACUAUGACAGUGUCAGCAAGCAAGCUGUGCCUAAACAGGAUUGGAUCAAAAAGCAUGAAGGCCCUAAGUACUGGGAGAGAGAGACUGGAAUUUUCAUGGGUAGCCAACAGACUUACAAAGCAAAUAUAGAUAUAAUAAAGGAACGCUUCAAUCAAACUGGUGGUGUGCACACUGUCCAGAGGAUGUACGGCUGUCAGUGGGAUGAUGAGAGCGGAGCUACAGAUGGAUUUUCGCAGGAUGGUUAUGAUGGAGAGGACUUUAUCUCUAUGGAUCUGAAGAACCUGAGAUGGAUUGCCACAACACCGCAGAGUGUCAUUACAAAGCAGAAGUGGGACAAUGACAGAGCUUUUAAGGAGAGUCGGAAGAACUACCUCUCCCAGAUCUGCAUUGAGUGGCUGAAGAAGUAUUUGCAGUAUGGGAGCAGCACUCUGGAGAGGAAAGUUCACCCAGAAGUCACUCUCAUCCAAAAGGACUCUGCAGUGGUGUGCCAUGCUACAGGCUUCUACCCUGAGGGAGUGAUGAUCACCUUGAAGAGAGAUGGAGAGGAGAUGCUGGAUGAUGUGGAUGUGGGGGAGACACUGCCCAAUGAGGAUGGAACCUUCCAGAAGAGAGCUGUGCUUACCGUGUCACCUGAGAUGAAGAAGGGGCAGUACACCUGUGAGGUGGCCCACAAGAGCGGACCUCCUACUUUUAAGACCCUGAUUGUGGAAGAUGGCAAUAAUAUCCUUGGUAUCAUCAUUGGCUGUGUUGUGGCUGCUGCUGUCGUGAUUUGUGAUGUGAUUGUCGCCAUUGUUAUGAAGAAGAAAAAAGGCUACAAGAACGCAGAGCGUGAGUACCUCCUACAGCAAUAAAACUGAUACAAUAAGUAACUUUGACAACUUGAGAUGUUAAAACUUCUGAGAAUAACUUUUAUUUGAUAUUUUGAUAAAAUAUUGGUCAUCAAUCUCUUAUUGUUUACAUGUUUGCAUCUUUGUAAUAAAGUAAUUCUGCAUUUAUUUGAAGAGAAGGCUUUUUCUUUAUUAUCAUCAAAAUGAAUUAGAAAAGAACAUACAAGCUUUAAAGGUUGCAGUUGUAAAUUAUGUGUGUUUAAGUUUGUGUUGUGAUUCAUGGUUUUGUUUCAUAUGUGCUUCAAAUGUCUCACAGAGUCCGAUUCAGAAUCUGAUCACUCCAACGGUGACGGUAUGGUUCAUACUACUAGUUUAGACAAUUCUUUUAUGUUCUUAUGUUGCUCUUCUGUUUAGCACCUAAAAGACUUGUGUGUUUGUGUAUCCUUAGUGUAAUCAGUUAUGAGAUGUGGUCAAUAGUUUUUGUGGCGAUCACAUUUAUUUAUCUGAUAUCCUUUUGUGUAAUUUCUCUGUAGGACUUGAGGUAACUGCUGAAUGUGAAAAGUGAGGAGCAAUGAAGAAGGAUAUGCAAAUCAACAAACAGAUUUCUCUCUAUAUGCAACAUCCUACAAUAUUUAUAUCCAUGAUCUGGGUAUAAUGUUAGAUUUUAUGUCUAUUUACUUUCAUCCAGUUUUUAGCAAUAACUCAUCCUUUUCUCAAAUCUGCUGUACAAACAAAAUAAAUUCUAGUGGCAGUCAAAUCUGUUAUUGGUGUGAAGAGUAUUGAUUUGAAUAUAAUAGUAGGCAUUGUGGUUUCUUAAAUUGUAUUGUGUUGGUGUGCAGUUGUUGUUUCUUUGUAUUGCUUUGUACAAUGUGUUUUUUUAAUAUAUUUGUUUCACCAUUUGAACAUAUUUAACUAGUGGGCAAUUCUUGAUUCUAGGGUGAAACCCCCUUAUUAGACAUUCUCUGGGUGAAACAAAGAUCCAUUUUUUUCACCUUUAUUUUCUUUUUUUUUUCAGUCAGCAAUUGAAUGAGUCAAUAAACAGAUUGACUACAAAUAGACUUGAUUCACAAACAAACAAAUUUAGAAUUGUGUUAAAAAUUGAUAUUGUAGAUACUGCUGUCAUUAAUUGAAAUGUUUUACAAAAAAUAAAAUUACCAAAUUGAAA